AUGGGGGGAAUGCAAGUCCGAAUCAACGAUUUUAUUUAUAUAUCGCCACCUUGGGCCAUUGGCUCAGGUGAGCCGUAUCUCAUCGCUCGUGUAAUGAACUUUAUCCAGAAAGAGGACGAGGAGAGAUGCCCAACGAAGCAUGUGCGCGUUAAUCUUUUUCUCCGAAUGAGAGAUCUCACACAUCGACCGAACAAUGAUCCAAGGAUGCUUGUUGCUACAAUGCAUGCCGAUGUAUUUCCUGUGUCGACAAUACGAGGUAAAUGUCGUGUCAAGCACCGAGACCUAAUAAGUAAUGGCUCGCCUCCAGAAAUAGCUGCAUGGAAACGCCGUGAAGACCAUUUUUAUUAUCAUCAACUCUUUGACAGGUAUAUUCAUCGCUUCUAUGAGGUCGUUCCAACAUGGAAGUUGAAGAAUGCGCCUGACCAAGUCCUACGCGUACUUCGAGAAAGAUACUCCUUUAUUGUCGCCGAAAUGACCAUUGCGACUGAGCUUUGCGAUGCGCUAAGAGGAUGCUCUGUUUGUCAUGAAUGGGCUCCGACAGCCGAAUCAGUUCGCUGCGACACUUGUCGCAAGUUCUUCCAUAUGCGCUGUCUUUCUCCUCCUCUUGCAUCAAAACCUGCGAAAGGUUACAGUUGGAAUUGUGCUCCCUGCGCUAAGCAGCACGAUGAAAUGGUUGAAGAAGAGGGCGUGGGUGGCGGUGGUUUAGAUGCGCCUGGGUCCAAUAUGGAUUCACUAGGGCCCCGAUCAACACAGCCUACAAGGCGCAAACGAAAUCGGUCCCAUAUUUUGGGGGACGUGUAUGAACCUGUAAGCGAAAUGGUUUUAUCAAAUCCUAUCGAUCGCGAUGGGCUUCGAUGCUUUCAGGGGUGGCCUUACCGCUAUUUCGGCGAACACACAUCUGCAAUGGACGUGCUUGAUUCCCACGAUUCCAUUUAUCCUCGCGCAGUAACGCGGCAAGGACCAAAGUUUCAAGCAGUUGUCCCGUCUUGGGAAUCACAACAGCACCAAAACCAGGGACGUCAAACAUCAGCAAUGGAUUUGUCAAACACGCGAACAAAUAAUUCUGAAAAAGCCGCUACGAUGAGAGGAAAAAGUCGCUCUAAGUCAAAGCAUGUGCGCUCUACGGAAACACAUGCAAUGGAUGUUGAUCAGGUCGGUACUUUUUAUGAGACUACAAAUGAUGCUUGUAUGCAGCGUGGAUCUGAUCAAAGUAUACAAGUAAUUUCUAUACCCCCUCCAGAUCAUGAUUGGCAAAAAGUGGAUCACUACUUGGCGAAUGUGUCGUCACCUCGAUCUCAUGUCAUGAGAGAAUCACACGUAUUUAUUGAUCGAGCAUUGGCACUUCUGUAUGCGAACCAGUUUGAUUUUGAAAAAGCUAAGCACCAGUUCGCGCAAAGUCGAGACAGUGACUUUGGUGUAUACCCAUUGACAAGUAAAGAAGUGCAAAUUUUGCAAAAAACGAUCAUUGAAAAUUCAGGGGACUUGAUUCAUUUGAAACGUGCACUGCCAGGACGGACGCCGUCGGAAAUUGUACAAGGCGUCUACUCGUGGAAACUACAGCGUCUAAAAGACCGAUGGGAAGGGAAAGAACGCAUGAAAAUCACGCUUCGCGGCGCGCAACCUCAUACAGACCCAGCUCAGCGUGAAUCGUCUCCUGCACUCUCUGUCCUUUCAUUCGAGGACGCGCAAGAGCCCAAAGCACCUACUCGCAUAAUGUGUGCAUUUUGCUCAAUUUCCGCAAGUGCAAUUUGGUAUAAGAGUCCUAUUUACACCUCGGGACAAGGACUAUGUGUUUAUUGUGGCCAAUAUUGGCGCAAGUAUGCUGCUGAAACGGCUAAUGUAUAUAUAACUGAGAAAAAGCGGCAAGCGGCUCUCGAACAUGGAUCGGAAGAAGCUGGUUUAGGUGUAAUAGUGCCGAAAGUCACGCAGACCGUACCUAAGGUCAUGCCUGCUGCAUCGUUGCCAUCAAGACCAGUGGAAACGAGCAAGUGUGUUAUUUGUCGCCGUCUAGAACCGAAAAGGCUUUUACUAAGUUGUGCGCAGUGUGGUUUGGCAGGUCAUCAGGGAUGCAUUGGUUUCGAAGAUGCUGAUAUUGAAAAGAAUGAAUGGCUCUGUGAUCUGUGCGAGAACGACAGAGAUCCAAUGUCGUCCAUCCUGCCUUUUUGCGUACUAUGCGGAGAAACGCCAUCAUCACGGACUUUGUCUACAUCGAUUCGCACGCGCAAACCGUACUUCAAUGAGUCUGAUGGAAAAGGAGAUACAGCCUUGGAUGUGUACAAACCGACAGAGUGCAAUCAUUGGUCCCACUUACUCUGUGCUUUGUGGAUCCCGGAAGUUCUAUUCGCGAACACUACGACCAUGCAACCUGUGGAAGGAGCAGGUGCGCUACCCGCAUGGAGAUAUGAUAUGAGAUGUUCGCUAUGCGAUCAAGUGAAAGGAGCAUGUGUCAAAUGCGCGGAGCCGACGUGUCGUACGCAUUUUCAUGUGUCCUGCGCAUACUUGGCGCAGCCAUCUUGCAUGAUGGCCUUUGAAAUUUUUCCCGUCAAGACAUCCAGGCGUGAGUCCGUCCAUACCCUCACGUUCAAGUCAGAAUCAGGACACAUGUGUGCACAAAUCUGGUGUAAAGAUCAUUUGGCUGCGGCGAAGUCAAAGAAGACCUACGAAUAUCAUGAAAUUGAUCCUAAGCUCAAGUUGACCGCAAUGCAGGCGUAUGUCAAGACACACAAACAAGUUGUCACGGGCUCUCACCGAAACAUGGCCCUCGUCGAAUCUACACAUGCACUUUUGCGCCGUGCGAAAAAACUCGACAUUAUCCAACAAGUUUGUGGCGGAGCCGGCGGAUACGUGAAGAAUGGAAACCUUGUUCCUAUGCACAGGGAAGAUCACACACUCAAAGAUGAGAUGGAGACGGACGCUCCUAGUGACAAUACAACUUUACCAUCAGAUGACAAGUCAGUAUCCUGUGCAAACUGUCAUACUGACUGGUCUCCACUCUGGUGGUCUAUUCCUAGCACGGAUAAUAAUAAAUUUUAUCUGUGCAGCCAUGACAACACAUCGCUCCACAAGUUCAUUACGAGCAUAGUGUAUCACGUGUAUGAUAUAUUUUAUCACGUGCAUCUAUUGAGCGGCAGAUCGGCUGGCGCGGAGAGUGACAUUGUCGCCCAUCACGAGGCCUUUUCUUCGACUCGUUACCUCGACGGCAUCAGCCAUGUCUCAUUGCAAGUACGAGCACCCUCGUCACGGCUCGCUUGGUUUCCUUCCUCGCAAGCGCGCCGCGAGCCAUCGCGGCAAGGUCAAGUCCUUCCCUAA
Molecule: messenger RNA, 3309 nt
Organism: Malassezia globosa CBS 7966
Lineage: Eukaryota; Fungi; Basidiomycota; Malasseziomycetes; Malasseziales; Malasseziaceae
Exons: 5
Coding region: 1-3309 (1102 amino acids)
Biological process (GO): histone catabolic process
Cellular component (GO): Lid2 complex
Molecular function (GO): ubiquitin-protein transferase activity; chromatin binding
Source: RefSeq, a predicted model, not a curated record